CUUUUAUUUGCCUUCAUUAUCUAUCUCUCCCCCAAAAAAAGAAACUCCUCUCCUCGCCGGUUUCCUUCUCUCCCAUUUUUUAACCAUGCGAAUCAGAAAACAUGCACGGAUUUCCCCGCUUAAUCCCACUCCUAAUCCCUCCGCCGCCGCCCCCGCCGUCGUUCCUCAACCCACCCUCUGCCAGCUCAACCAGUCGCCGUGGGAUAUCAUCACUUUUCCUCCCGAAGACGACGACGACGACCCACCAAGUCUGCCACCGUCGCCACCUCCAUUUCUGGUCGACCGAGAUUAUUAUUACGGGGGUAGCUAUAUACCUAAUAGGACCUUUGCCAAUCACAUUGCUGUGGAAGAGAGGUUAGCCUUCUGCCCUUUUACGAAUUGGAAUUAAUUUUGAGAUUUUUCCGCCCAUUUUUAAAUUUUGCUCGAUGGAUAAUUAGGGUUUAAGUUUUCGAUCCCGUUAUUUGUAAGUAUAUCCCAGCUGUAAGUAUUAGAUAAUUUCCAACUUAGAAUGAACAUCCCCAUCGCGUAUGCAAAUCUUUUACAGUACUCCUAAGAAGGAGAAACGGGAGGACGUCAUCACGGUGGCUGCUACGGCGGCGGCGGUGGUGGUCGGAAAAGUCAACAAUAAUCGCCGCAAUAAAGUGGAAAAUGACACCCCAAUGACUGAGGUGGAAGAAGAGGAAGUGACUCUGUGCACAAAGACUGAUAAAAAAGGAUGGCAAUGUGGGGGAAUAGUGAAGAAUGGGAAUCCUUUCUGUGAGAAGCAUUUGCCCAAAGGGAAGACCACCCAGAAGAAGAACAAUAACUCAGCUCAUUCCAAGAAAUCCGCUCCGGCUCCGGCUCCGGCUCCGGAUUCCGAGGAGAACAAUCGCCGGCUGGCACCCCGUCCCCGGAAACCGGCAUCGUCAAAUCCUUACGAGUUCUACUAUUAUUCCGGGUUCGGACCCCGGUGGGGGAAGAGAAGAGGUGAGAAUCAGAACCAGAAUAAUAAUAAUUCGGGUGCUGUUUCUGGGAAACAAGAGGCGUACUCGAGCCUCGAGAGUGGGAGUGGGAGUGACACAUCGAGUACUACUAGUAGAAAUGUUUCGGUAAUUACUGAGGAUAUUGCUGCUGCUGGUGAAAAUAAUAUUGGGGGGACUAAUAAGUCUAAAUUAUCAUCCUCAAAAAAUUCAAAUGGGGCUGAUGAUAAAGUUUCGGUCUUUACUCAAUUCAAGAGGAGUCAUGGGCUUGUUGAUUAUGAUUUGGAUGAUGACGAUGAUGGUGAUAUGGAGGAAGAUUAUUUCGAUGAUGAUGAUGAUUAUGACGACUACGAUGAUGAAGACGAUGCAAAAAUUGGGACGAAAAAACGGGCUCGAAGUCGGAAACCAAUUAAGGCUAGGUCACUCAAGUCUCUCAUGUAACAAAGGGAAGGAAAAAAAAAAAAUUUAAUGUUGUUGUUGUUCUUCUUAUUAGGAUUUUGAUAUUUUUCUGUAGCUUACUUCGGUGUUGUUUUUAAAAGGCUUGUUUUCUGGGUCUUUUUAAUUUGUGUGUGGAGAGUGGACUCACUGUGGUGGUGGUGUACGUGUUGUUUUUGUUUGGACCGUUAAAAGGCUGUGUUAGUGUGUGACUGUGUGCAACGUGGGUGUAGUAAGAUUAGAUCAGCUAGGCAGCUGCUGGCCUUUUAUUUUACUAUAUUUUAUUUUACGUGGAUUUUGGGUUUUUUUUUUUUUUUUUUUUGUAUGUAGCACCUCUCUGUAACUUUUUAUAGCAGUAACUUUCUUCUUCUUGACCAAUU
Molecule: messenger RNA, 1774 nt
Organism: Oldenlandia corymbosa var. corymbosa
Lineage: Eukaryota; Viridiplantae; Streptophyta; Magnoliopsida; Gentianales; Rubiaceae
Source: the annotation of a GenBank genome assembly